CGUCGGGUUUCGGCGUACACAGACAAGAUGGCAGCGUCACUGGAAGACGAGUUUGAAGAUGCGCCUGAUGUGGAGCCGCUGGAACCGACACUAAAGAACAUUAUCGAGCAGAAAUCUUUAAAAUGGAUAUUUGUAGGUGGAAAGGGAGGUGUUGGUAAAACGACAUGUAGCUGUAGUUUGGCUGUCCAGCUGGCUGCAGUGAGAGAGAGCGUCCUCAUCAUCUCCACUGAUCCUGCUCAUAACAUCUCUGAUGCUUUCGACCAGAAGUUCUCAAAGGUGCCUACCAAGGUCAAAGGAUAUGACAACCUCUUUGCCAUGGAGAUUGACCCGAGCCUGGGUGUGGCAGAGCUGCCUGAUGAGUUCUUUGAGGAGGACAACAUGCUCAGCAUGGGCAAGAAGAUGAUGCAGGAGGCCAUGAGCGCCUUCCCUGGCAUCGACGAGGCCAUGAGCUACGCAGAGGUCAUGAGGUUAGUGAAAGGAAUGAACUUCUCUGUGGUAGUCUUCGACACUGCUCCUACCGGCCACACUCUGCGACUGCUCAACUUUCCCACCAUUGUGGAACGCGGUCUGGGCCGCCUCAUGCAGAUCAAGAACCAGAUCAGCCCUUUCAUCUCCCAGAUGUGUAACAUGCUCGGGCUGGGUGACAUGAACGCAGACCAGCUGGCCUCUAAGCUGGAGGAGACCCUGCCAGUCAUCCGCUCAGUCAGUGAGCAGUUCAAAGACCCUGAACAGACCACCUUCAUCUGCGUGUGCAUCGCCGAGUUCCUCUCGCUGUAUGAGACGGAGCGGCUGAUCCAGGAGCUGGCCAAGUGCCGCAUCGACACGCACAACAUCAUUGUCAACCAACUCGUUUUCCCUGACUCAGAGAGGCCGUGUAAAAUGUGUGAAGCCCGUCAUAAAAUUCAGUCCAAGUAUUUGGACCAGAUGGAGGACCUUUAUGAAGAUUUCCAUAUAGUCAAAUUACCGCUGCUGCCCCAUGAAGUUCGAGGAGCAGACAAGGUCAACACAUUCUCCAAGCAACUACUGGAACCAUACAAACCCCCAAACAAGUGAUCUCCCUCCCGGCAGGACCUCCCUCCCCCCUUCCACCCAUUACAUGACCACACCUCUGCAGUCUGAACUCACAUCCUCUGAGUCCUCCCCCCCUCUCCUCCCCUCCCUCCUUUCCCCAACCAGCCUCAAACCCCGCAGUAACAGCCUCAAGAUGAUCCACUCAGUCCUCAGCCCACCACCCACAGCAGAGCGUGGCCCACUGCUACUGCGAGACAACGCUUUUAAUGAAGGGGAGCUGAUGAAAUCACAAACGCACACACACACAAACACACAUACAGUCCAUAACACACUAUGUUGUUAGAGAGGUAGGACAGUGCAGAUCAGCGCUGCCUUACGCUCACUUCACCUUCUCUUUUCCUUCAUAUUGUUUGUGUGGCAGGUGUGCUAUUCCCACUUUAAAAGCAUUAAACGUUCUCUCAAGAAAAAAACGAAACAAACCCUUCCCCUCGUCCAUCCCGCGCAGUGUCCAGCCUCAAAGUGUACCCUGUGUGUGUGACGGUGCUGGUGUGUAUUCCAGGAUAUAAAAAAAACAAAAAACGGCUAUCAGACGGUCGAUGUUUCUGCCUCGUUUAAAUCUGUGUGGUUUUUGUGGCUGUGUCUGUUUUCCACUGACUUUUCAGUUUCACACAUUCAUCUCUCGCACAUCUGGAAUUUACAUCCAAAUUUCUACAGAUUCAGGGUGUGACGGCAGGGCAAUGGAAAAAAACCCAACAACAACAACAAAACACCUGUGGUCUUCAGUAAUUUUUGUCCUUGACCAAGACUAUCCAUGUUAUUGCAAUAAAGAAAACCAGAGCAGUC
Scomber japonicus (chub mackerel) is the source of this 1854-nucleotide messenger RNA. RefSeq names its product guided entry of tail-anchored proteins factor 3, ATPase (gene get3). The record is from RefSeq and is a predicted model, not a curated record. Gene Ontology annotation, biological process: post-translational protein targeting to endoplasmic reticulum membrane. Gene Ontology annotation, molecular function: ATP hydrolysis activity; ATP binding. Gene Ontology annotation, cellular component: GET complex. The transcript has 7 exons. Lineage: Eukaryota; Metazoa; Chordata; Actinopteri; Scombriformes; Scombridae. Bases 28 to 1053 code for a protein of 341 amino acids.